GACAUGAUAUCAUGCUGGGGUGGAGAGGGAGAAUGAAUUGGCGGCGGGGAUGAAUUUGAGCUGGCGGAAGAAGGUGUUCAGUGAGGAAAAGGAGGAAAAGGAAAGACUACCACAUUUCCCAUGAUGCCGGAGGAGGACUACAUUUUCCAUGAUGCCCCGAAAAGGGCAUGAGGUGGGAAGACUGAAAGUCCCGCGAUGUUCUCCGCGGCCGGCGGCGGCGAAUGAACCGGAAGACGCUUCCAAGACUUGAGUUGGGAGCACCAAAAGUCCAAUAUGAAGCUGUAUUGCCUCUCAGGGCACCCAACUUUACCAUGCAAUGUGCUCAAGUUCAAAUCAACCACUAUUAUGUUGGACUGCGGACUGGACAUGACUUCUACCCUCAAUUUCCUUCCUUUGCCACUGGUUCAAAGUCCCAGGCUGUCCAAUCUUCCUGGCUGGUCUCUAAAGGAUGGAAAUGCUUUCUUGGACAAGGAGCUAAAGGAGUGCUCAGGUCAUGUAUUUGUGGAUUCUGUGCCUGAAUUCUGCUUACCGGAGACCGAGCUAAUAGACCUGUCUACGGUAGAUGUGAUUCUCAUCUCAAACUAUCACUGCAUGAUGGCACUGCCCUACAUCACUGAGCACACAGGAUUUACAGGCACAGUGUAUGCCACAGAGCCCACCGUUCAGAUUGGCAGGCUUCUCAUGGAAGAGCUGGUGAAUUUCAUUGAAAGAGUGCCAAAGGCUCAGUCUGCCUCCUUGUGGAAGAAUAAGGAUAUACAGCGGCUUCUGCCUUCUCCUCUCAAGGAUGCAGUGGAAGUGUCAACCUGGAGAAGAUGCUAUACGAUGCAAGAGGUGAACUCUGCCCUUAGUAAAAUCCAGUUGGUGGGAUAUUCUCAGAAAAUUGAGCUUUUUGGUGCUGUCCAGGUGACUCCUCUGAGUUCUGGUUAUGCCCUUGGAAGUUCCAACUGGAUUAUCCAGUCCCAUUAUGAGAAGGUUUCUUACGUCUCUGGAUCUUCCUUGCUUACCACACAUCCUCAGCCCAUGGACCAAGCUUCUCUCAAAAACAGUGAUGUUCUCAUUCUGACAGGACUUACCCAGAUCCCCACUGCAAACCCUGAUGGCAUGGUGGGAGAGUUCUGCAGCAACCUGGCUCUGACCGUUCGGAAUGGAGGAAAUGUGUUGGUUCCCUGCUACCCUUCUGGAGUGAUCUAUGACCUCCUGGAAUGCCUGUAUCAGUACAUCGACUCAGCCGGCCUCUCCAAUAUCCCCUUCUACUUCAUCUCUCCAGUGGCUAACAGCUCACUUGAAUUUUCCCAGAUUUUUGCUGAGUGGCUUUGUCACAACAAACAGAGUAAGGUGUAUCUCCCAGAACCGCCUUUUCCUCAUGCAGAGCUCAUUCAGACCAAUAAGCUGAAGCAUUACCCCAGCAUCCAUGGAGACUUCAGCAACGACUUCAGACAGCCAUGUGUGGUGUUCACUGGGCACCCUUCUCUCCGGUUUGGGGAUGUGGUUCACUUCAUGGAGCUCUGGGGAAAAUCUAGUCUCAACACUGUUAUAUUUACAGAACCGGAUUUCUCAUACUUGGAAGCACUGGCUCCCUACCAGCCCUUGGCCAUGAAGUGCAUAUACUGCCCCAUUGAUACGCGCCUGAAUUUCAUCCAGGUGUCAAAACUGCUUAAAGAAGUGCAGCCCCUGCACGUGGUCUGUCCUGAGCAGUACACCCAGCCGCCCCCGGCCCAGUCACACAGGAUGGACCUCAUGAUUGAGUGCCAGCCUCCAGCCAUGUCCUAUCGGCGGGCCGAGGUCCUCGCCCUUCCCUUCAAACGACGCUAUGAGAAGAUUGAAAUCAUGCCUGAGCUUGCAGACUCCCUGGUGCCCAUGGAGAUCAAGCCUGGCAUCUCCUUGGCAACUGUCUCAGCUGUGCUGCACACUAAAGAUAACAAGCACGUGCUUCAGCCCCCUCCCAGGCCCACCCAGCCCACCAGCAGUAAGAAGAGGAAGCGAGUGAGUGAGGACUUGCCUGACUGCAAAGUGCUGAAGCCUCUGUUGAGCGGCUCCAUCCCUGUGGAGCAGUUUGUGCAGACCCUGGAGAAGCACGGCUUCAGUGAUAUUAAGGUGGAAGACACAGCCAAGGGCCAUAUAGUCCUGCUCCAGGAAGCUGAGACGCUCAUCCAGAUUGAGGAAGAUUCAACCCAUAUCAUUUGUGACAAUGACGAGGUGCUGAGGGUGCGACUGCGGGACCUUGUCCUCAGAUUCUUGCAAAAGUUCUGAUCGGGACAGCUGAGCCAUUUCCAGGCCCUGCAAUCCCACACACAGCCUUCAUCCUGGCUCCCAGCAGGGCCGAAUGAGGAAAAGACCUGAAAGGCUGUGGCUCUCUCUGCUGCCCUCUGGCUUCCGUAACGAAGUUUGCAGCGGUGCCUCUGGAGGGGAAUGGCCAGAAUCUGCUAGCGUGACUUCCUCACAGUUUCAGCCAAGAACUGUCCCUUUAAACUAUAGAGUCAUUUUCUUCUCAGCUCUGGUGCUGCAUCACUGAGAGGUGACCCAGCAUGAAAUAAGCCCUUUCCAAGAGGCUUAUGGUGGACAGGAAGUAAAAAGAUGACAGGCCUGUUGUCUUAUAUGGCUGUGUUCUCAUGGCUCACAGGCCGUGGGCAGGGGAAUUGGCUGUUGAUCUUAACUUAUUUACCUGCCUACAACCUGCACCUGUUAGGAAACACAAUCCCCCAAAAUUAGUAAAGUGAACCCUCUAUUUGUAUUUUAUACUGUGGCCCAUUUCGUUAAAUAAAAUUAAUUUCUAUAGAAAUAUCCAUGCUGUGUUGAACAAUAUAAACAGUGAUUUAACAUCUUUAAAAAAUAGAAAAAUCUACAGAAUAUAAACUUAGAAAACUAACUCCACAACAGAUUUUAGUUUCAUGUGUACAUUAAAAUCAUGUAACCCAGCAUUACUUAUUUUAAAAUACAGCUAUAUUUCUUAAAUUGUGUGAAAAGAUACUUAACUUUAAGCUCAAUCUGCAUGAUAAAUACUGACACAGAGAACACCAGCCUUGACCUUCUGGGGAGACCCCUAGCAAGGACAGGCAUGCAUGGCAUGAUGAUGAUGAGGUAAGGACAGACCACACGGAGGCAGGUGGUCCCGUGAGAUUAUGUCACCUUGCAACAUUGUAGUCUUCUUUGUGUUAAGUAUACUUUAUAAUCAUGACAAAAUUGCUUAAUAUAUUUCUCAGAGCAUGUGACUGUAACUCAGGCUCCACUGCCUGUCACUGCCUUUCCCACAGAUCUUCAGGUGUUCACAGACCCAUGAGGAAUGCUGAGGUUUUAAAGAAAAGUAACCUGUCUCCAAAGAUUACGGCAUUUAAAAUAAUGCUGGCUCUGAAUUGUAUAAAUACAUUUUCUAGAUGUUAUGUAAUCUAAGAUAGCAUGAGGUGUAGCUCACAAACCAACUUCAAACAUGUCACUUGGAGGCAUGGCGGGUGAAAGCCUUAGACUGGAUGACAGUUGGUGGUAUGUCCAGCUGAGCCUGCUCAUCACAUGACUACUUGGACUGAUUCAAAGUCCCUCAGCAGUCAGUCUUUCAACUCAGCUAAUAGUUGAACAUCGAAGAGGGACUUAGUGACCUGGGAACUACAGAAAAUGCUGUCAGCUGGGCA
Castor canadensis (American beaver) is the source of this 3623-nucleotide messenger RNA. It is a transcript of the gene Ints9, whose product is annotated as integrator complex subunit 9. The record is from RefSeq and is a predicted model, not a curated record. Gene Ontology annotation, cellular component: integrator complex. Lineage: Eukaryota; Metazoa; Chordata; Mammalia; Rodentia; Castoridae. Gene Ontology annotation, biological process: snRNA 3'-end processing.